Rosa chinensis is the source of this 2836-nucleotide messenger RNA. Its product is annotated as mechanosensitive ion channel protein 2, chloroplastic. The transcript has 14 exons. The coding region runs from base 305 to 2623 and encodes 772 amino acids. NCBI's taxonomy places the organism in Eukaryota, Viridiplantae, Streptophyta, Magnoliopsida, Rosales, Rosaceae. Gene Ontology annotation, biological process: transmembrane transport. The record is from RefSeq and is a predicted model, not a curated record. Gene Ontology annotation, cellular component: membrane.
AAAGCCAAAAGGUCCUCCAAAAAGUCCACGUGCCCAAAAAACUCAUUUUCUAUAGAAAACAAACCCAAAACGAAUAACACCACCACCGUCGUCGUCUCUUGUUCAAUUCCGUCGUAAAGCCUCUGAAUUUCGCUUCGUCUUUCCAGAGCUGGUGAGAAUCCUUCACUUUGCUGACUCUGGUUCUGUGUUUCUGUGUUGUUGAAGACUGAUUGAUCGCUUCAGAAAUAUUCAGUGUUACUUGGCUUUUGAAGGCUAGGUAGUAUUGAGUUGCCUUAUGAUCUGACCUACUCAUUGCAAUCCAAUAAUGGUCCUCACUGGUUCGUUGCAGUUAUCCCAUGGAUUGGGACUUUGCAAGAAUCAGGGGUACCAGAAACAGUUUAAGAGGGGAAUAGGAUGGGACAAAUUACAUCUAUCAAGCACUGCCCUUACAUCUCGAGUCUUGUUUCAGAAACUGGAUUCUUGGAGUAUUGGUUUAUCAGAGAAUGUAUACAGGCCCAUACAUACUGUACCUCACAGAUAUCAUGUGUUUAAGUGCCAUUCAUCUGUAACAUCAGGCCAAUCUUUUGGCCAACAUGGCUUGAAGACAGCUACCAUGGUGUUGAAAAGGUCAUAUGAUGUUUUGCAAGGUUAUCCUCUUGUAUUCAAAUUGGUUCCAUCAGUUGGCGUCAUUAUAUUUGCCAUAUGGGGUCUCGCACCACUUAUGCGUCUGAGCAGAAACCUAAUCCUUAGUAAGAAUGAUAGCAGCUGGAAAAAGAGUAACACACACUAUGUUACGAACUCAUAUAUUCAACCUUUGCUCCUAUGGACGGGAGCAAUGCUCAUUUGCAGGGCAUUGGAUCCAGUUGUUCUACCUACAGAAGCUAGUCAGGUCGUUAAGCAACGGCUUUUGGAUUUUAUAAGAUCGCUGUCAACUGUUCUGUCUUUUGCCUAUUGUUUAUCAAGUUUGAUCCAACAAACACAGAAAUUCUUUAUGGAGAGUAACGAGUCCAGUGAUACAAGAAAUAUGGGUUUCCAAUUUGCUGGGAAAGCUGUGUACUCUGCUGUAUGGGUUGCUGCUGUUUCGUUAUUCAUGGAGUUGCUAGGUUUCUCUACCCAAAAAUGGCUUACUGCAGGAGGUCUUGGGACAGUCUUAUUGACUCUGGCUGGUCGUGAGAUAUUUACAAAUUUCCUGUCAAGUGCAAUGAUUCAUGCCACCCGCCCUUUUGUUGUGAAUGAAUGGAUUCAAACUAAAAUAGAAGGCUAUGAAGUAUCUGGCACGGUUGAGCAUGUAGGUUGGUGGUCACCAACUAUUGUAAGAGGUGAAGAUCGUGAAGCUGUACACAUCCCAAACCAUAAGUUCACAGUGAAUGUUGUGAGAAAUCUCACUCAAAAAACUCAUUGGCGUAUCAAAACUCACCUUGCCAUUAGUCACUUGGAUGUCCAUAAGAUAAAUAGUAUUGUUGCCGACAUGCGCAAAGUCUUGUCCAAGAAUCCUCAAGUGGAACAGCAGAGGUUGCAUAGAAGAGUAUUUCUGGAAAACGUUACUCCUGAUAAUCAAGCUCUCAUGAUCUUGAUUUCCUGUUUUGUGAAGACAUCACGUCAUGAAGAGUAUCUCUGUGUCAAGGAAGCUAUACUCAUGGAUCUUCUUAGAGUCAUCAGCCAUCACAAGGCCCGACUUGCCACACCAAUCCGUACAGUGCAGAAAAUGUAUAGCGAUACCGACUUGGACAGUAUGCCAUUUGCGGACUCAAUGUAUAGUCGUGGUGGAGUAUCACCUAGACGCCCGUUGUUGCUAAUUGAACCCUCGUACAAGAUAAAUGGAGAAGAUAAAAAAAAAAGUCGUUCAGUGCAGACCAGUGGAGAGCGAGAUGGGAAGGCCACAGUGCGGCCACAACCUGACUCCAAGGUCGAUGCUAAAGUUGCUGCAACAUCAGUAUCUGACUCCAAGACAACACCAACAUCUGAAACCAAGGGAGAUGCCAGGACGCCAAAUUCAAUCCCCAAGGACAACCCCACUGCUUCAAAGACAACACCAACAUCUGAAACCAAGGGAGAUGCCAGGACGCCAAAUUCAAUCCCCAAGGACAACCCCACUGCUUCAAAGACAACACCAACAUCUUCUCCUUCUGAUCCCAAAGUAGUUGAUAAAGCAACAAUCAAGUCAAGGUCGAACUCCAAUACAAAUUCUAAAGAUGCAGAAAAGUCUGAUUCUGACUCCAAGGCUGCGGACCCGAUAUCUAAUCAUUUGACGGAGAAGAUGUCUGGUAGAAAGCAACUGAAUAAUGCAAGUGGAAAUGUAGUUCAGAGCACUUCUAGUAAUCCUGCAUUUUCCUCAUCUGCAAGUGGUGCUGACAAAACGGGUGGAUCAAUGACAUCCCCAGUGAAACAAGAAGGUGAAAAGAUGCCAGUUACAGAGCCACCAACAAGAAGACCUGCUCUAGAAGAAAAUAUAGUCCUUGGUGUUGCCUUGGAGGGCUCAAAGAGAACCCUUCCUAUUGAGGAAGGAAUGGCUUCCCCUUCAUCUCACACUGAUGCAAACGAUUUGCCUUCUUUCCGGAAAGGAAAUUCGUCUUCAAAUACUGAUAAGGGUAAGAAAAAUGAUCAAGUUCCAGCUGCACCAGGCACAAGUUCUGAUAAUGAGUGAAUUAGGAAGGAUCAGGGGAGGUUGUGGCAGUUGACAAUUAAGUCUUUUAGAUAGUCACUCCAUGAAGCUAUCUUCUCAAGACUGCGUUUUACACUGUACAUUCACACUGUAUUCUUUACUGGUGUUGUCAUUGUUAAAUGGCGCAGCAUUUGUUGGCCUUUUUCAUCGAGCCACCAACAUACCAAAAAGAAAUACAAGCCUGUUGAAUAUGAA